GAUUCUGGUCUCUCAAUCUGGUACAUCUCACCCCACGAUUACGAACCGAUUCACUCCCCCGCUGCUACAAACGCCCAAAAGCUCGCCCGCCUCGCUGACUGACCACAGUUCGUGCGCCAUCGACUCCGUCCUUUAUCUGAUUCCAUGGAGCGCGAGCUGUCGCAUCGUCUUUGUGAUCCUUAUGCCUCGCCCUUGAUUCUCUAGAAAUCUUGUGAGCUUUUCUUUUUUCUCUCCUGUUGACUUCCAUUUUCCACGAAUCGGAUGGCUCGGUUUCAUGGGAUUCUGCUCUUCUCCGCACUUCUCUGUCUCGUUCGUGCUCUAGACGCUAGCACUGGUGACGCUGAUCCGGUUUACAGGGCUUGUGUGGACCAGUGCCAGAAAACUGGUUGCGUAAGGGAGAAAUGUUUCCAUCAUUGUAAAUUCUCAUCUGAUGGAAAAUCUAUUGAUGGUCCAUGGUACCUGCAAGAACCACUUUAUCUGAGGUGGAAACAAUGGGACUGCCUCAGUGACUGUAGAUACCACUGCAUGCUAAGUAGGGAGGAAGACAGAGAGCAGCUUGGACAUAAGCCUGUCAAAUAUCAUGGGAAGUGGCCAUUUCAGCGUGUUUAUGGGAUUCAGGAACCUGUUGCUGUUGCUCUGUCUGCCCUCAAUCUUUCUAUGCAAUUUCAUGGCUGGCUAUCCUUUUUCAUCCUUUUAUACUACAAGUUACCAUUGAGGCCUGAUAAGAAGUCUUAUUAUGAGUAUACUGGUUUGUGGCAUAUCUAUGGGAUUUUAUCCAUGAAUUGCUGGUUCUGGAGUGCUGUUUUUCACAGUCGAGAUGUGGAAUUGACAGAGAAGCUAUAUUAUUCAUCUGCUGUGGCCUUACUUGGGUUUAGCCUGAUUCUGUCAAUACUGCGAGCUUUUGAUGUGAGAGAUGAGGCUGCAAGAGUUAUGGUUGCUGCCCCACUGAUUGCAUUUAUGACAACCCAUAUCUUGUAUCUGAACUUCUACAAACUUGACCAUGGUUUGAACAUGAAAGUGUGUGUGGUCAUGGGUGUCAUUCAUCUUCUUGUAUGGGCAAUCUGGGCUGGCGUCACUCGCCAUCCAUCCCGCUGGAAGUUGUGGUUGGCGGUUGUGGGGGGAGGCCUUGCAAUGCUGUUGGAAACUAAAGACUUCCCACCCUACCAAGGAUUUGUUGAUGCUCACGCACUUUGGCAUGCAACCACCAUCCCUCUUACAUACUUAUGGUGGAGUUUUAUCAGGGAUGACGCAGAGCAUAGGACAUCAUCUCUCCACAAGAAGAUGAAGUAGCAUAUCUGAAUCUAUUGCCUGCACUUAUCAGCUGGUGGAUGCAUCAAGUACAUGACAUGCUCACUCCUCUGUUAAUACAUUGGAAUGUACUCUCUUCUUUCCUUCCUGAGUAUGCAUUUCUUUGAAGUGCUUACCAUAAUGUGUCCCCUUGUUUUGCUUUUUGUUUGAUAACAACCAUUUUUUUUCUCCCACAUGAAUAUGUGGGAUGUUUAUCUGUGAUGGAGUUUACAUUUCCUGUUUUUUUUUUCUCCCCCUCUCUUAGAAAUUUCAUAGCUCUAGAUGUAUAAGAAGCAAACAACCAUUGCCACGUGUAUUUUACUGUAAAGAAAUUGUGUAGCCUUGCUAAUUUA
Molecule: messenger RNA, 1640 nt
Organism: Carya illinoinensis
Lineage: Eukaryota; Viridiplantae; Streptophyta; Magnoliopsida; Fagales; Juglandaceae
Product: post-GPI attachment to proteins factor 3-like
Exons: 5
Coding region: 262-1290 (342 amino acids)
Biological process (GO): GPI anchor biosynthetic process
Cellular component (GO): endoplasmic reticulum membrane
Molecular function (GO): hydrolase activity, acting on ester bonds
Source: RefSeq, a predicted model, not a curated record